AGGUGGAGUUCUAGGGUAGGCGGACGGGCGUGGCCCCGACGUCCCGGAGUCCGGCCCGCCCAUUUUACACAUGGGGAAUACUGAGUCCGGGCGAGGCUCAGGCGCUGCUCGUACGUCACCCCGCGGGCCCUUGGCUGUGUGCGCUUCUGGUCCCCGAGCCUGACCUUCGGGCACCGUGCGUCAGGAACGUCCUGGUCCCAGAGCGAAGCGGCAACCUCGGCAUCGAGCAGAUCCGGGGCCAUGGCGGCCUUCGGGGCCCGGGUGGCGCCGCCGCCGCCGCCUCAGCCUCUGCAGCUGCCUCUGCAGCCGCCGCCGCAGCCGUGGGCGGCGUCGGGCCCGCGCUUCCGCUGGUACCGCUACCAGGAGGCGGCCGGGCCGCGGCAGGCGCUGCGGAGGCUCCGUGAGCUGUGCCGCCAGUGGCUGCGGCCCGAGCGCCACAGCAAGGAGCAGAUCCUGGAGCUGCUGGUGCUCGAGCAGUUUCUGACCAUCCUGCCGGCAGACGUGCAGGCCUGGGUGCGAGGCCGCAGCCCACGCUCCGGGGACGAGGCGGCCGCCGGCGUGGAGCUGCUGCUGCGGCUGAGGCUGCAGCAGGAGCAAGGGGCUGAGCCGCAGGUACCAGGCUUGAACCAGCAACCAGAAGUGCUGUCAGAAGAGAAAGCAACAGAAAUGGCAAUCCUGGGAGCAGUGCCAGAGUCAUCGACUUUGCCUCCAAUCAGUGAUUCUUCAAGAACAAAGUCUGAAUCACUUCACCAUGGAACCCUGGUCUCCCUCCAGGAUCCCCAACAAGAUCAUGAAACCAGGACUGUGACUGAGGAGUUAAUUCUAAAGCAGGAAAUUUCUGAAGAAGUGGAAUCUCAGUGGAUGGUUUCAGAAAGAUCCACAGAGGAAGUUCCCCAAGGACCUGUGUUUGGAGAAGUCCUUGAACAGGAGAUCAGGUUAGAGAGGCAUCUAGGAAAACCUGGGGAGGAAAGCCUGAACAGAUCCCUUUCUUUGGAAAGGGGUUUCAGACCAGUGACAGCAAUUCAUCAGACAGCCUCCAUAGGAGAGCAAAACCAAGAAUUUGAUGAAUUUGAGAGAAGCUUCAGUCUUAGUUCAAACCAUGUUACAAAUCAGAGAUUUCCUAUUGAAGAGGAUGCUCAUUGUGAUACAUGUGGUGAAAUCUUUCAAGAAACCUCAGAGCUCAUUGAACAUGAGAAAAUUCACAUCGGAGAGAAACCUUAUAAAUGUGAUGAUUGUGGAAAGGCCUUUGGUCGAAGUUCACACCUUAUUCAGCACCAGAGAAUUCACACUGGAGAGAAACCCUAUGAAUGUAACCAAUGUGGGAAAGCCUUCAAUCAAAGUUCACACCUUGUCAGACAUCAGAAGAUUCACACAGGAGAGAAACCCUAUGUAUGUACUGAGUGUUGGAAAGCCUUUAGUCGGAACUCAGUCCUUAUCAGACAUCAGAAAAUUCACACUGGAGAGAAACCUUAUGAAUGUAAUGAAUGUGGGAAAAACUUCAGCCAGAGUUCCGGCCUUAGGAAACAUCAGAGAAUUCAUACUGGGGAAAAACCCUAUGAAUGUAGUGAAUGUGGGAAAGGUUUCAGGCUGAUCUCGACCCUCAUUCAACAUCAGAGAAUCCACACUGGAGAGAAGCCCUUUGAAUGUGAAGAAUGUGGGAAAGCCUUUCUGCGGAGUUCAGGGCUUGUUGAACAUCAGAGGAGUCAUUCUAGGCAGGCCAGAGACCUUCGCUUCCGGUCAGAGGUUUCUUUCGCGCGGGGGAAGUCUCGGCCAUCUCCGGAGUGGCGGGUUCCUGCUUAUUACACCACAGGAAGGCUAGGAAAACUAAUGAUGGAGGCUGAAUGUCUGUCAACCAGGCCUCAGGCACCCAUGAUAUUUGAGGAUGUGGCUGUAUACCUUACCCGAGGUGAGUGGGACUAUCUGGACCCUGCUCAGAAGAGGCUCUACAGGGAUGUGAUGCUGGAGAAUUAUGAAAACAUGUUGUCUUUGGGAUUUCCAGUAUCUAAACCUGAUGUGAUCUCCCAUCUGGAGCGAGGGGAAGAGCCAUGGGUUGUGCACACACAGGAAGAAGUGACCUUGAAAGGAGAUUGUUCAGAUUUUGAGACCAAGACUGAGAAUGGGAGGUUGUCUCAAAAGCAGAAAAUUCUUGAAGAGGUGGAAUUGCAAGCAACAGUUUUGGAAAGAUUUAGAGGGCAUCUUCUCCAGAAACAUAAAUCAAAGGAAAAUCAGGAAUAUCUAACAGAAGGAAUGAGAAAACUUUUUUCACAGAGAAGGGGUUUCAAGCCAGUGAAAAUGAUCCACCAGAAAUCUACCAGAGAGGGACAACAAAAAUGUGAUGAAUUUCAGAAAAGUUUCAGAAAGGAGUCAAACCUUGUUGGACACAAAGAAAUUUCUUCCGUAUGGAAGACUCAGCCAUUUGCUAAAAUGAGCCAAAGCUUCAAACAAGAUUCAGACCAAAUGAAGGGACAAUUGGAAAAGAAAUUUUGUAAACUUAAUGCAUAUCAAAAAAGUUUCAAGCAAAGCUCAACCCAAUCUGGACAUCAUCAAAUUAAUUAUGUAGAGAAACCCUAUGCGUGUAAUGAAUGUGGAAAAACCUUCCGUCAAAGCUCAGCCCUUAAUCUUCAUCACAGAAUUCAUACUGGUGAAAAACCCUAUGAAUGUAAUGAGUGUGGGCAAACCUUUAGUCAGCUUUCUAACCUUAGCACACACCAGAGAAUUCACACUGGAGAGAAACCCUAUGAGUGUACAGAAUGUGGAAAAGCCUUCCGUCAGCAUUCAGUUUUUAUUCGGCAUCAGAGAAUUCACACUGGUGAGAAACCUUAUGAGUGUAAUGAAUGUGGAAAAGCCUUUACUACCUGUUCAUCUCUUAUUCUGCAUUACAGAAUCCAUACUGGAGAGAAACCCUACGAGUGUAAUGAAUGUGGAAAAGCCUUCAGUCAGAGCUCAUCCCUUAUUCUGCAUCAUAGAAUUCAUACCGGAGAGAAACCAUUUAAAUGUAAUGAAUGUGGACAAACUUUUAGCCAGUUGUCAACUCUUAUUAAACAUGAGAGGACACAUAAUGGAGAAAAACCCUAUUUAUGUAAUGAAUGUGGAAAAUCUUUCCGUCAGGACUCUCAACUUCUAUUUCAUCAAAGAACUCAUAAUGGUGAAAAACCCUUUCAGUGUAAUGUAUGUGGGAAAGACUUCAGUGCUCGUGCAUCCCUUAUUCAACACCAGAGAAUUCAUACUGGAGAGAAGCCCUAUGAGUGUAGUGAAUGUGAGAAAGCCUUCCGUAGACGCUCAGAAUUUAUUCGGCAUCAGAGGGUACAUACAGGAGAAAAACCAUAUGUAUGUAAUCAGUGUGAAAAAUCCUUCAGUGUACACUCCUGCUUUAUCCGACACCAGAGAAUUCACACAGGUGAAAAACCUUAUAAAUGCAAUGAAUGUGGAAAAGCCUUCCGUCAGAGCUCUCAUCUUCUUACACAUCAGAGGAUUCAUACUGGAGAGAAACCUUAUGAGUGUAAAGAAUGUAGCAAAUCUUUUUGUCACAGAAUAUCCCUCAUUCAACAUCAGAGAGUUCACAUAGGAGAAAGACCCCAUGAAAAAGUUGUCACUUCAUGACUGACUCAUUACUUAAGAAGUAGCCUGUCCAGUUUACAUUCUCAUUCAGUAUGUGGAGUGAGCUACAUCAAUCAUAUCCUAAGACAUAUACCUUCCCUGAAAAGGUGGAUCACUGUGCAUUUUCUACCUACUUUUCUACACCUUUAUAGAGGCAGAGUUUGAUUUAUGUACACCACAUUAUAUUGAAUAUUAUAUUGAAGCUGAAGAACUUUUAGUGAUGGCUUUCAGAGAGAGUCCCAGAAAAGCUCUCAUCAUUUGACAAUGACAUAAAAACUGUUGCCUCUCAGUCCUGUUGUUUUUGCCCAGGUGCCUUUGGAAUGCCUUCCUACUCACUAUACUUUGCUGCACACCAGGAAUUGAGGCCAGGAAGCUGCUAUCUAUGACCACCUUACUUUAGCUGAAUCAUCCUUCCCUCCAAAAAACUUAUUAAAAUUCCUGAGUCCUCCACAUUUGUGAUUAAGGGUUUCCCAUCCUGUAGCUCUUUGUAUUAACUGAUUCCCCUGGCAACUUUGAAUUGCUAUAUGCUCUUCUGAGUCUGGGACUUUGUCUUAAUUAUCUGUUAUAUUUCCCCCAGGGCCCAACACAAAGUUUUGCAGUAGAAAAGAGACUAGACUUGUGAUUUCAUUGGUGGGUUGAGGGAGCUCUUGGUAGGAAUGCUAGCCAGUCCCAUCCUAUUUAGAAUACUUGAAAUAUGAAGUAACUUAUAGUGACACAGACAAGGUGUCCUAGUUCUCCUUCAGCUUUCUGUCCUGUGUACCAUGGCUGCUUAUGAACAGUGGGGAUAGUGGGAAAAGCACUGGGUCUGGUGUCAGAAUAUCUGCACUUCAAUUGCUGAUCUGACCAGCAGUGUGACUCCCAUGAGCAGAUCACUAAAUCUUUUGAAGCUUAAAUUUUCUUAGAUAAUUGUAGACUAAUUUAUGUUAAAUAGCUCAUCUUGUAAAAUACAAAUACUGUUACCCACUAUUUCAUUCUCUACUUAAUGGGAAUUCAAUCAAGUGACUUUCAAAAGCCCACAGGAGUUGUUUUUUAAUUCAAAAAAUAUUUAUGAAAUCCCUGUUGUGUUUAUUCAAGAACACUGUGUUAAGCUAGGGAAGAUGGAAUGACCAAGUCUUUGUCCCAAAGGAUACUUCAGUCUACUCAGAUACAUAUAAUUACCCAUAAGUGCAUAAUUAGUGUGCAUUAGGCUGAGAAGUCUGAGGAUAGGGAAAGGUAGAGGUUGAAUUCAGUUUGUGAUAGGGAUGAGGGAGAAGAUUCUAAGAAUAAAAAGUGUCCAUGAGGAAAAACAAGCAGGAGAACUGUUUUCUGGAUUCUGUUUAAAGAAGAAAGGAAGUAGUCUAGUAUAGAGAAUAGAAUAUAUGGAUGAGAGUAAUGAGAUAAGGCCAGAAAGUGAGAGUAACAUAAGGAUGUGCAGGGUUUUAGAUGCCAGGCAAAGAAAUGUAAAGUUGGUAUAUGCAAGUCAGAAACCUUGGAGGGUUUUGAGCAAAGGAGUGAUUUCUUAAGGUAUCAUGCUUUUCUGUGCCUCAGGCUAAUUAUUUUGAAAUCAGUAUGAAGUAGUUAGAGAAGCUGUUAAACUGUUGUUAGAUUAAUAAAGUGGUCUGGGAGUUGUGAUGAGGACCUCUGUGGGAAUGGAGAAAAAAGAUUGUAUGAUAGAACUAAUAUCUAUCAGGCUUCAUCUUGCCCCUUUCCUGCAUUCACCCCCAUCUAUGUCUCUUCUGGGUUAGGCCUAUCCCUCUACAGAAUCCCUAAUAUGGAUUAGUUUUCUCUCAAUGGUGACAAUAUCCCCAGGAUCUCAUUGACUUCUGCUUCCUUUGACACAAAUGUUUUUCUUUUUCUUUUCUUUUCUUUUUUUUUUUUAAUUAAAU
Molecule: messenger RNA, 5462 nt
Organism: Sarcophilus harrisii (Tasmanian devil)
Lineage: Eukaryota; Metazoa; Chordata; Mammalia; Dasyuromorphia; Dasyuridae
Product: zinc finger protein 135
Exons: 8
Coding region: 241-3600 (1119 amino acids)
Biological process (GO): regulation of transcription by RNA polymerase II; central nervous system development
Cellular component (GO): nucleus
Molecular function (GO): RNA polymerase II cis-regulatory region sequence-specific DNA binding; DNA-binding transcription factor activity, RNA polymerase II-specific
Source: RefSeq, a predicted model, not a curated record